Labeo rohita (rohu) is the source of this 1441-nucleotide messenger RNA. RefSeq lists its product as uncharacterized. Gene Ontology annotation, molecular function: calcium ion binding. The coding region runs from base 413 to 1396 and encodes 327 amino acids. The transcript has a single exon. Gene Ontology annotation, biological process: homophilic cell-cell adhesion. NCBI's taxonomy places the organism in Eukaryota, Metazoa, Chordata, Actinopteri, Cypriniformes, Cyprinidae. The record is from RefSeq and is a predicted model, not a curated record. Gene Ontology annotation, cellular component: plasma membrane.
CCUGUAGAUUGUACAUACUGUUUUCUGACUUACUGUAUUCUGUGUUGAUAUAUAGUUUAUGUGGACUAUUUAUAGACUAGCAAAUCUCUUUCGGUGGUAUCUUAAUUUACAUUACAUGGUCAUUUUCUUUAGUGAUGCUGUAUGUGUUAUAUUUGUGUAGUUUAGCCACACAGAACCGCACUUACUCCGCGUGGUGUCACUGUAGACCGCUAAACUUUAAUAACUUCUAUAUUCCAUCUGAACUCCGCCUACAGCUUCGCUGAGUGACGCGCUAUUACCAAGCGUCACAGUCCAGAUGCUUUUCGUGGCAUGUUUCCGUAAGUCUUAUUCUUUAUUCUGUGUCUACGGAGUUUUGACGUUCUUCUAAUUACCGUUGUAGUGUUUUGAUCACGUUGGCAUCUCACGCGGAAGUAUGGCGGACAGAAAGGACUUAAUGUUCCCACAUAUUAUUUUCCUCUGCCUCGUGAUGUGUGUUUUAGUGCCAGUGGAUGGUCAGAUUGUCUACUCCGUGUCCGAGGAAGUAAAUAUCGGAACUGUCGUCGGGAAUGUGGUGAAGGACAUGAAUUUAAACGUCCAAGAUUUGGAGUCGCGGGCAUUUCAGCUUGUAUUCGGCUCGAGGACGAGGUAUUUUGAUGUAAAUCUGAAAUCUGGCGUCUUGUAUGUUGCUGAAAGAAUUGACCGCGAACAACUAUGUCCGAAUACUCCAUCGUGUUCUUUGAAUUUUGAGGCGAUAGUAAACCACCCUCUCAGUCUGAGUCGAGUGAUAGUUAAUGUUAAUGAUGUGAAUGACAAUUCUCCUACAUUCCCUGUUGAAACUCAGAUUUUGAAUAUCUCAGAAUCAGUGCAGCCAGGAGCUACAUUUUCCUUGAUCAGUGCAGUGGAUGAAGAUGUAGGAUCUUUCUCUGUGAAAAGCUAUAAACUUAGUCCUAAUGAACAUUUUUCAUUAGAAGUACACACGGGUGGUGAACAUGGCAUGUCUCCAGAGCUAAUCCUCCGAAAAGCUUUAGAUAGAGAGAAAGAACCUGUAAUACGACUAAUGUUGACUGCUUCUGAUGGAGGAAAACCACCCAGGUCUGGGACAUUACAAAUUAUAGUUAACAUUUUAGAUACAAAUGAUAAUGCUCCAGUGUUUAGCAGUCCUCUUUAUAAAGUCCGUGUGACAGAGAAUACACCACAAGGAACUAAAAUAAUCAAACUCAAUGCUACUGACAUGGAUGAAGGUCCAAAUGGGGAAAUAACUUAUUUAUUCAGCAGUCAUGGUCAGGAAAAAAAUCUUGAUGUUUUUGCAAUCAGUCCUGAUUCUGGGGAGAUUGAAGUUAAAGGAAAUAUUGAUUUUGAGGACAAAGCUUUUUAUGAACUUAGAAUAGAGGCCCAUGAUAAAGCCUUUCCCCCAUGACAACAAAUUGUAAAAUACUAAUUGAAGUCAUUGAUGUUAAUGACA